Molecule: messenger RNA, 730 nt
Organism: Thalassophryne amazonica
Lineage: Eukaryota; Metazoa; Chordata; Actinopteri; Batrachoidiformes; Batrachoididae
Gene: mrpl11
Product: mitochondrial ribosomal protein L11
Exons: 6
Coding region: 123-710 (195 amino acids)
Biological process (GO): translation
Cellular component (GO): mitochondrial large ribosomal subunit; ribosome
Molecular function (GO): large ribosomal subunit rRNA binding; structural constituent of ribosome
Source: RefSeq, a predicted model, not a curated record
AGUACGAGUCAGUGCUUUGGUUUGAGUGAAUCCAUGAUGUCUGCGCCCUGAUGUUUGCGGCGUGAAGAUAUAAAUUAAGUGACAGUGCAUGGAUUCUCUGUUGACUCUCCAGACAAAGCAAAAUGUCAAAGAUUUCAAAAGCAGCCAAGGCAGCGAAGAAAGUAGAUAUAGGCGGACUAAUCCGGACCACAAUAAGGUCAGGACAAGCAGUCGCUGGACCCCCACUCGGCCCAGUCCUUGGACAGAAAGGAAUCCCCAUUGGACAGUUCUGCAAGGAUUUCAAUGAGAGAACAAAGGAAAUGAAGGAAGGCAUCCCUCUCCCAGUCAAGAUCCACGUAAAGCCUGACAGAAGCUAUGACUUGAAGAUUGGUCAUCCCACCGUGUCUUACUUCCUCAAGCAGGCGGCAGGCAUUGAAAAAGGUGCUGCAAUGACAGGCCGUGAGGUAGCAGGGAUGGUUUCUGUAAGAGCUGUGUAUGAAAUCGCACAGGUGAAAGCUCAGGAUGACUGCUUCAAAUUGAGGAAUGUCUCCCUCGAGAAUGUUGUCAAAAGCAUCAUUGGCUCCGCCCGUACUCUGGGUAUUAAGGUCGUCCACGACCUCUCAGCUGAUGAGUACAAAGUCUUCUUGGAGCAGCGAGAGGAGAAACUGAAAGCGGACGCAGAGGCAGCGGCGGCGGCAGCUGCUGCUGAAGCGUCAGUGAAAAAGAAAUAACUGCAGCGUUCCAUCACCCA